AUGGCGAGUCAGGGGGAUUUACAGGAGCUGCUGCGCAUGUUCACGGCGCGUAAAGUACCCAUGCUGGCGGCCAUGGGUCACGUCAAGUCACUUCAAGCAAAGAACCUAAAAAGCAUCGAACAAAUAGCAGACGCGCCGCUAAAAGUGGUAGAGGAGGCGCUGAAAGACGCGAAACUGGCAAAGGGAUUUCACACAGCAUGCAAAUCGCACACCAAGAAGCCUUCAGCGGCUGUCAAGCGCCGCGUGGAGGAGGCGACGUCACCAAGCCCCAAGAAGGCCAAGCUGGAGCCUACGAAGCGCGACCUGGACUACAGCUCCAUGGCGGCGGAUGACUUGGAGGCGUCCCUUGAGCUGCCGCUGGUGGAGGACGAGGCCUUGAUACGCGACACCACCAUCGUGACCAACAGGGCACCCCUCGUUCUCGCGUUCGCCGUAGAGCUGCUCCGCGUAACCAUGCCGGAGCAACCACCAAGCAGUAGGCUGAGCCUCGCGCAAGCGCUGGUCAGUGCCAACUCGCGGAGCAAGGCCGUGAGCAUCGGCAUCGAGCAGCCUGGCAGGGAAGCACUCAUCGCCGAGGGCCAGCCCAAGGUGCGCGUCAUGGGCCGCGAGAUUCCCGUCCUCAAGCGCGGCGAUUACACAUGGUCCGGUGCACCGGCAAAGAAGAGCGAUUCUACGGAUUCUACAGGUACAGGCGGUGCGAGCAUGAGCACAUCACAACAGGACAAAACGAAGAAGACGUGGACGGCAAGCGCAACGUUGACGUCGCGCGCCUCUACGUUUGUGGCGCACGCGGCAUCCGUGUCCAACGCCGCCGCGCGUCCCGCCCUCAUCCGGCAGCUCAUGGCGGAGCGACCCGACCUGGAGACGGCGUCGCACAACGCGUGGGCCAUUCGCACGAGCUUCGGCAACUCGCCGCUGGUACAGCAGGCCUCGUUCGACGACGGCGAGACGGGCUGCGGCAAGCUGAUGUUGGAGGUGAUGCGGGAGGCGGACAUCACCAACACGCUCGUGGUGCUGACGCGCUGGUUCGGUGGCGUGAUGCUGGGGCCGGACCGGUGGCGACUGAUGCGGGAGUGUGUCAACGAUGCGCUCGCGUCGCGGGGGCGGGUGGUGGCCGCGGGGUCGGCGACGUUCAACCCCAGCGAGGCGGCCGUCUGGGGCCUCGACGCGCAGGAUGGGAGCACGGCGACGUCGACGGUCGGGAUGGGCAUACACCGGCCCGAGGGCGCGCGCAACUACCUGCUGCGCUCCUUUGCGUCGCCGGCGGGGGCGGGGGCUGGUGAGGUGGGAGCGGCGGGGGCGGUGCACAAGAAGACGACCGUGGCGGCGACCAACGACGAGAAGCAGGAGAACCUGGGCCGGCUGCUGGGGGCGCUGCGGAUCGUCGUGGAGAGCUGGUCGGGCGUGCUGACGAGGGACGAGCUGGACAAGCGGGCGUGGAACUGGUACGUGGCUGUUCGGCUGGAUGUGCAGUCGGGGCCGUCGGGUUGGGGAGCGCGGGGGGAGCUGAAGCUGAGAAAGAUAUUGGACCUGAAACGAAAUGUGGGUUGA
This is a messenger RNA of Cordyceps fumosorosea ARSEF 2679, 1551 nucleotides long. Its product is annotated as Impact family. Gene Ontology annotation, biological process: regulation of translational initiation. The transcript has 2 exons. Gene Ontology annotation, cellular component: cytoplasm. The record is from RefSeq and is a predicted model, not a curated record. Bases 1 to 1551 code for a protein of 516 amino acids. Lineage: Eukaryota; Fungi; Ascomycota; Sordariomycetes; Hypocreales; Cordycipitaceae.